Messenger RNA from Macrosteles quadrilineatus (aster leafhopper), 2212 nucleotides. Its product is annotated as cell cycle control protein 50A-like. The transcript has 9 exons. The record is from RefSeq and is a predicted model, not a curated record. The coding region runs from base 133 to 1203 and encodes 356 amino acids. NCBI's taxonomy places the organism in Eukaryota, Metazoa, Arthropoda, Insecta, Hemiptera, Cicadellidae. Gene Ontology annotation, cellular component: Golgi apparatus; endoplasmic reticulum; plasma membrane.
CUUUCUAUAGUAUUGUUAAUGUCAACAACAUAACAUUGUCAUCAAAUGUCAAUGUUAAUGUUGUGGAAUAUCGACAUAAAAUCAAACUCACAAUAAUUAGAGAGUUCAGGUUCAUAGGCCUAAUAAGUCGAAAUGGCUGAGUCAAGUCACCCUAAGAGUAAAAGACCAUCUGAUAGUGCAUUCAAGCAGCAGAAACUUCCCGCUUGGCAACCAAUUCUUACUGCAGGGACAGUUCUACCAACCUUCUUCAUCGUAGGGAUUACAUUUAUACCGAUUGGUAUCGGUCUCCUAUAUUUUUCUGAACAGGUUGGUGAAAGAGUCAUUGACUAUACUUACUGCACAAGCGUCAAGGCACCUAACGUAUCGUGUGCAGAUAUUGUCACAACUAACAACACCAAUGCUUCCUGUUCUUGUAGGAUACCAUUCUCAUUGGACACGACACUUGAGGGAACAGUUUACAUGUACUAUGGAUUGAAGAACUUCUAUCAAAAUCAUCGUCGCUAUGUUAAGUCUCGAGAUGACUUUCAGCUGCUUGGGCAGUUAAGUGAAUCUCCAUCUACAGAUUGUGAUCCAUUUCGCUUUGGAACAAACGGCAAACCUAUUGCACCUUGUGGAGCCAUCGCCAACUCCCUGUUCAGUGAUGAGAUAACCUUGUCCACCAAGGAGUCGAAGGAGGUUCCGCUACUGAGGACUAACAUCGCCUGGCCCUCGGACAAGCAGGUCAAGUUCCGCAACCCCCCAGUACCUUCGGGACAGCAGCUUAAGGAUGUAUUUAAAAACUUUGACAAGCCGAAGAUGUGGAAAAAGAAUAUCUGGGAGUUGGACCUGGAGAACGAAGACAACAAUGGAUUUCAAAAUGAAGACUUGAUCGUUUGGAUGCGGACAGCUGCUUUGCCAAACUUCCGCAAGUUGUACCGUCGUAUAGACCACAGUGUUCAGGGGUUCACCACAGGUCUGCCCAAAGGAAAUUACACUCUCAAUGUCCAAUACAACUAUCCAGUCGUUGGCUUUGAAGGGUCGAAGCAGGUUAUUCUCACCACAACAUCCAUUCUCGGAGGCAAGAACCCAUUCAUGGGCUGGGCAUACAUAGUUGUGGGCUGUAUCUGCUUUGUACUCGGCAUUGUGUUCCUCAUUAUACAUAUCAAGUAUGGAAAAAGUACCACGGAGGUGAUCAAUGUCAAUCCACACACAUCGUACCAGUAGUUGUUAGUGCCUUAUAAUACUUCUAGUCAAUGUUAUGUCAGAAAACUUGGGUCCUACCGACUUCUGUGCAUUUCCGUUAGAGCUUCAGAUUUUAUCUCUUUGUUGUGUUAGUGCAAAUCAAAAAGUAACUGUAAAGCUGUGCUAAGUACUUAAGGUUACUAAUCCGCAAUGCAGUCAUGAUGUUUGCUAAGUUCAUAGUAGGCUAUAAGGUUGAUUAUUUCAAAGUUAUUUUUAAAGGAUGUUUCACAAUAAUUUUUAAUUUUUCAAAAGACAUAUUUGUUAUCUCAACUUUUAUAGAAGUUAAAUGUGUUUGUAAUCAAGAAGUGUUAUAUUGGUAGGCCUAGAUAGUCAAGUUAUUUUAUUUGUCCAUCACUGAUUUGACUUGGGUUACGUUUUUAAGACUAACACUUAAAGGACUAAAGUCCUUAAAGCUGUACAAGUUAUUUGCAGUUAACGGAGUUAUGAUGCUUGCCUACCAUUGCCCUUUGGAUACUGGAAUUGACCGUCUAUUAAUAGUCAAAGUUACCAGGCUUAAAACUGGUCAUCAUCAGUACCCAUCCUCAAUAACAGUUAUUCUCUUGACGAGUCUCCUGCUGGUUCUUAGUUGCUAACUUAUUUGUUUGUUUUACAUUUUUGUGGAUAAAAGAAUAAAAAAUAGUUUCAAACAAUAUUGCAAUUUUUAAUGUGGCAGCCAAGUAUUAUAAUAACCUAUAUCAAAUUUAAAGAAAUCACCAGCUAAUAUACUUUUUGUUUGACACGUUUUAAUUUUUAACAGUAAAACUAUCAAUAGUUUUGGGUACCCCUAUCAUUGUUGGUCGUGAUAAAUAAAAGAUUUUGAUAAAUGUUAACCCGAAUUAAUUUUAACAAUGAUUGUUGAAUAUAUACUGCUUAUUGUUCCUAUUUAGUUAUAAGUUCUUACAUAUUACUUUUAUAUACAUAGAUUACUUCAUGAGUUAUGUAUUAUAUGUGUUUUUAUUUUAUUUCCAAAUAAAAUGUAAUCCUUAGGAAA